AUUUCAAAAUUGGACCAUUCUUCGAAGUCAGUCUUUCUCUCUCUCUCACGUGGACGUACCCCAUCUCUUGAAUUGAUCAACAAAUGCAAGAUAUUUGACACCUAACGAAUUAACCAAGUAGUAAAAACAGAAAUUAACAGAUAAUCAGUCAGUUUAAUCAUCAUUAAAAAGACAAAGUGAAUGCUGAUAUUAUAUAGAAAGAAACUAAUUUUUUCUGCAAAAUAAUUUACAAACACACAAACAAUCAAGAUGGCCACCAUAUUGAACACAAUCAAGACAGCAUUAACAAGUAAAGGGUUGGAUAUGCCUGUUUAUACUACAGCUGAGAACACUAAAGAAUCACAAACAUAUGAAGAGAGACAUUAUCCAGAGUCUAAAUGGGUCAGUACUAAAGUAGUUGGUAUGGUUCAUAAAGAUGCCAGAAGUACAGGUUUUAGAAGACUGUUUAAAUAUAUUCAAGGUGCUAAUGAACCAAGUGAGAAAGUAGAAAUGACAGCACCAGUGGCCACUAAAAUAGUUCCAGGUGCAGGCCCAAAUUGUGAAAGCACUUUUACAGUUUCCUUCUUUAUCCCUCCAGAAAAUGCAGAUAAUCCCCCAAAACCAACAGAUCCAGAUGUAUUUAUAGAAACCUGGCCAGCUCAAACUAUAUACUCAAAACAAUUUGGUGGAUCACCAAAAGAUGAUGAAUACGUUUCUCAUGCCCAAGAAUUAGCUCAAGAACUGAGUGACAAAAAUAUUAACCAAAAUUAUUGGUUUACCGCUGGUUACGAUAGUCCCUUUAAAAUGUUUAAUAGAAGAAAUGAGAUUUGGUAUGUCGAAGAUGACAAAGCAAACAAAACCCAAUAAACAUUUUAUGUUUAUUUCAUGAAUUGAUGAUGUAGAUCAAAUACAAUAUUUUGCCAUUUGGUAAUAGACUAAAACUGAUAUUAUUAAAACACUUUGUUAUUUUUGGCUGAAAGGGUCUUUAACUAUUUUUAUUGGU
Molecule: messenger RNA, 982 nt
Organism: Patella vulgata (common limpet)
Lineage: Eukaryota; Metazoa; Mollusca; Gastropoda; Patellidae
Product: heme-binding protein 2
Exons: 6
Coding region: 250-846 (198 amino acids)
Source: RefSeq, a predicted model, not a curated record